AUCGACAACUCCUCGUUGUCUGGUCGAAAGGAUCGGUUCGUUCGUUUGUGGCAUGCAGGUGGCCGAGGUUUCGCCUGAAGAUCGAGCGGGUGGUGUGCAGGUUCGAGAGGUGCGUGGGUYAGAUGAGRCGACUCGCCASGCCCGACCAGCGCCGGGGGAACUGCAGACGGACUUGAGCCAGGAACGAGAAGCAAGUGGGAACGUCGCCGGUGAGGAGGAGGUGUCSGAGYAGKGGCUGUUCYGUGAGAGAUCGGCUGAAAAGAUACAGYCGGGAGGCAAGCGCAACUUGCCRGAUGAGGAAGAGCRAGAGGGACUAGGUGCUUUGAAAAGGCAGAGAAAGGUAGGAGGGAGUGCUCGRACGCCAACAACACGAGAGGGGGGUUCCGUUGAGAAGAGGAAAAGGGUUGGAGGUGGGGAUGAAACGCCAAGAGACUCGUCGACACAGCGAAGAACCGGUGAGUCUUCCGGGAAAAGGGCGAAAUCAUCGAGGGGGAAGAAAGCAGACGAGGGCGAUAGCGGGGAGGGGGAUGACGACGUGGACAUUAACCUCAAUGCCCUUAACCUCGACAAGGCGUUCUUCCUCGAGAUGCAGACAUGGGUGCAGAAGGACGUCGUGUUGCACAUCCAUCCCGAAAGAAUAUUAGCUAUUCCUGACUUGGAAGACGCGUACAACCACCGAUCCUUGGACGAGUUCCUCGUUGAUACAAUCGCGUUGGCUAUGAUCGACUGCUACGAACGUAAAGACAUGAGAUACACGAAGCCCAUUUUCGUUCUCGCUCUGAUCGUCGCGCCUCCAGAGAACUGCGAGCCUGCUGUGCGCGUGCUGCUUGCUGACUUCGACAACUCACACCCGGAGAGAUACUGGUAUUAUCCUGUGUGUGGACAGCAUAACGCGAGGGCGGCGAUGAUGGUGAAAGACCAUCCCGUGUUUGAUUACUACAACUUCUGUAAAUGGCCGUUCAGACCGAUCUGCUUCCUUGACGACGAGUUCGACGGCUAUGCCCAUGUCAGCUUCGAAGACAACAUGAAAGACAAGAAGAAUCCACCGCGCUUGCAGGUGGACGACCCGUCGUUGAAAAAGGGCAGGGGGAAGCCAAAGAAAGGCGCAGAGGAGAAAACUUUCUACGUCCAAGUUUUUGAGCCGGAUGCCCACUGCUGGAAGGAAUUGGUGGACUUGACAGACCGCGAGAAGAAAAGGUUGUUGAACGGCGUCUUGAACCUUAACGCCGUGUGGGUUCAAACGAGUAGCAAAAAGUUGGCCGAGCAGGGGAAGUUCACUGUCAAGCAGAUGGUCGACAUAAUAAAAAUGGACCGGAUUAUGCUGAGGCUGUGGCACUACCUGGAGUUCGAGUACGAGGAAAUAGAUAAGCGGGAGUGGAAUGCCAACUCCACGUUCUUCAGGUCGAAGAAGCAACUGUUCGAAGAGUUCAAGGACAGAGGUCUCGACGACAAGCUUUGGAACGAGAGCAGGAAAUUYUUCACGGACACCACAUAUGUCAACAAGUGCCCUCAGUUUCUCAGGUGUCAACACGACAACAACAUCAAGAGAACAGCGGCCCUCGUCAACGACCAGCAUUUCCCGGCGGGGUGGAAGCGUAUCGUCCUUUCGGUGAUCACUGGAGAUCACGCCAAAGGCAAAAAAGGCCCUCGGGGCGUUGAUGAAUGCAUCAACAUUAUGGUGACAAGGACAAGCGCCUUGACGAUGCUGGCCCAGUUUAACGUUGACCCGUUGAGUGCCAUAGAUCAUAAGCAGGCGCUGGGAAAACUGGGGCAUCAGCUACGCUCCCACACUUGCGUGCUCGACUUGUGCGGUGUUGUGGACCGUGCGCAAAGGGACUCUGGGGCAUUCGCGUCUUUGAGUGAGUUGUUGGGCUUUGUUUGUCAGGACUACUGGACAUUGGUGGUAUUCGUCUCCUGCCUGUGGAAACUCUCCUUCAUGAGAUGUUUGUCUGCGCUUGGGGCUACCCGAUGCUACAUAGGGAAGUGGGUUCGGAAGACGGCAUCGAAGAAGACACAUCAGUUUGGAAACAGCGUCUCGGAGGAGCCGGAUGUGAUGCACAUCCUUUUCAAAGGCGAGGAUCCUUGGCUACUGACUCACCCGGUGUACGAGGGAGAUGUUGCUGAAGACGACGCCGCCGCUCUCCGGAGGAAACAGAAAGUGACACCCACGGAUGUAGAGGAGAAGUCUUUCAAGUCUUUGACUUUCGCGGACAUCAGAAACCUGACCCAGAGGGGGGCUCUGUACAAGGACGGCGAGCGGAAUCCGAAUCAGUUGUGCAAUCAGCUUCUUUUCUUCUGUGGUGUGGUGGAUGCCGUGCUGUUCUUGGGCAAGCCGCACGCGCAGGUGGUGUGGAGUCUGCUUCAGCAGGGAAGGCACGUCUUGGCCGUGGAUGGGGACACAACGCAGCUCGAAUACACCGUGCAGUAUGUCACCCAUGAAGUGUCGUCCAAGGCUUACCCAUGCGAUUUCCACCAUGUCGUGGUCGAGCCCGUUUAUGACCCGAACAAGGACAUGUUCUUCAAGUUGACUCCGAAGAAAAGGCGCGAGGUCUACUCCCACUGCCCAUUCGCCGUCGAAAAGGACUGGCUGGGAAUGGUCCGGGUGCCACACGAUAUCAUGGGCCCAAUCUUCGGCUGUGGAGAAGGUGUGUUUGUCGCCCAUGUGGAAGGGAGUCGCAAGAGCCUUAAGAUGCGGAUGGUCUGGAGGAACUGGAUGGCCGGGUCGAAGACGUUUGGGCUGUGGCGUGAGACGAAUAGGCUCCCUUGGCGAACUCCUCAGAUGGGACAACCCACCCCUCUUGACAGGCGCUCUGGAGGACACGAGCGUGGGACCGCCAGAGGACGAUUCUGCUCUUCGCGAAUACGGGACACGCUGUUCGAGUUCUUGCAGUCAAAUAAAUGGCUAGAAGUGUCCUACGCGUUCUACGCUCUUCCAUCAAGCCCGUCAAUUAAGCAAGUGAGUUGGGAAUUGCCUGGGGUCACCCCGCCGGCAGAAGUUGUGAAGCGCAAGUCUCGCAGAAAGGACGGCGACGGGGAUGGUGAAGGCGGCGGGCAACGAGGUACCGAAGGUGGAAGUGAACAGCGAUCGACGAAACAGCGGUCUCCGGGGCACGCAGGCGGCGGAGAGGGGAGAAAGGGCAGCCGAGAGAAGAAGAAGCCUCGUAGCGGAGAGAAGACAAAGCAUCACAGAGGAGACGGGCAGGGGUCCGAUGGCGACCGCGACGAGGACGGUGGGGUUCUGGCGGUAACAAGCAACACCUCAAAGGAGACGGGGAACGACUUGAGGCCUGGGUGUAUUACGCGGCCUGGCGAGCAGGACCCUGUGAUUAGCUCCACUAGCGAAACACAGUUUGUCGAUGCGGYUGGMGGGGCRGGUGUCGCAAAGCAUGGAACAUGCUUCACUCAGCUCCAAAUACGGUUGGCGGAUUGUCUCAGAUSAAUCCGAACCUCGGAGAUGACCUCGUUGUCCGGAACUUAGUGCCUUCCGGGAAGCGAGACGACAACAUACCACGGGUCCGGCAGCGACAAGCUGGAACCGUGUUCCGUUUSGCCUCAAAAG
Chara braunii is the source of this 3559-nucleotide messenger RNA. NCBI's taxonomy places the organism in Eukaryota, Viridiplantae, Streptophyta, Charophyceae, Charales, Characeae. The record is from the annotation of a GenBank genome assembly.